AAAGGGAGUGGUCAGGUCAGGCUCGGUGCAUGGUAACUCUAUGCACGUUCUCUUCUCUUCGUCUCUUUCCUCACUUACACUUCACUACACUCUCUCUCUCUCUCUCUAUAUUAAACCCCAGGACCAGUGACCACAUUACUCAGUGAGCGAGUCCUAGUCCAAUUCCAAAGUCCAGUCUUGAGUUAACUAACAAUGGACGUCUACGGCAUGUCUUCACCUGACUUGCUUCGCAUAGACGACCUUCUCGAUUUCUCCAACGACGAACUCUUCUCUUCUUCCUCAUCCACCGUCACUUCCUCCGCCGCUUCCUCCGCCGCGUCUUCCUCUUUCCCAUCCGAGAACCCUUUCAAUUUCCCUUCCUCCGCCUACACUUCUCCUCCUCUCCUCACCGAUUUCACUCACGAUCUCUGCGUCCCCAGUGACGACGCAGCUCAUCUCGAAUGGUUAUCACGAUUCGUUGACGAUUCAUUUUCCGAUUACCCGACGAAUCCUUUAACCAUGACCGUUAGGCCUGAGAUUUCAUUUACCGGGAAACCUAGAAGUCGCCGAUCAAGAGCUCCAGCACCUUCCGUCGCUGGAACUUGGGCUCCGAUGCCUGAAUCCGAGCUUUGUCACUCUGUUCCCAAAACUAAACACAAGAAGGAGUACAACGCUGAACCAGUCACGCCCGAUGUAGGAGGAGCGAGGCGGUGCACGCACUGCGCGUCUGAGAAAACGCCACAGUGGAGAACUGGACCGCUCGGACCUAAAACGCUUUGUAACGCCUGCGGUGUUCGUUUCAAAUCAGGCAGGCUUGUACCGGAAUACAGACCGGCUUCGAGUCCGACGUUCGUGCUCACUCAGCAUUCCAACUCUCACCGGAAAGUUAUGGAACUCCGGCGGCAGAAGGAACAGCAAGAAUCGUGUGCUUCUAUUCCAUCGUUUCAGCCGCGGUAAAUUCGCGUUUUCGUCUUCGGAGGUUUUUUUUUUUGUGAUUGGGGGUGACGUGUCGUGAUCCUAACGGCGAUGACCACGUGACCGACGAGUUAAGGACUUUAAUUAUCAUCAGUAUUUAGUUUUUAAAAAAUGGAACUCUGCUAAUCACGUCAUUAAUUUGUUAGUAUUCAUUUGAUUUUGUUUUGGUUAUUAUUUUUUGUUUUUUUUUGGUUUCACGGCUCUCCUUAAAGUUAAAUCAUUAAAUGAUUUUAUUGGCGGCA
Capsella rubella is the source of this 1196-nucleotide messenger RNA. RefSeq names its product GATA transcription factor 4. The transcript is spliced from 2 exons. Gene Ontology annotation, biological process: positive regulation of DNA-templated transcription. NCBI's taxonomy places the organism in Eukaryota, Viridiplantae, Streptophyta, Magnoliopsida, Brassicales, Brassicaceae. Gene Ontology annotation, cellular component: nucleus. The coding region runs from base 193 to 936 and encodes 247 amino acids. The record is from RefSeq and is a predicted model, not a curated record. Gene Ontology annotation, molecular function: zinc ion binding; sequence-specific DNA binding.